Alternaria ethzedia is the source of this 2019-nucleotide messenger RNA. RefSeq lists its product as uncharacterized. The record is from RefSeq and is a predicted model, not a curated record. The transcript has 4 exons. Lineage: Eukaryota; Fungi; Ascomycota; Dothideomycetes; Pleosporales; Pleosporaceae. The coding region runs from base 1 to 2019 and encodes 672 amino acids.
AUGCCAUGGUUUCGGUUGCCCAGGUCGGUCACCACUGAAGAAACGAAGGAACCGUUCUACAGAUGGCACAACAGCGUAUCAGACCUAGAAGCUAGUGUCAGUACAUGCGCAUUCUGCGAGGUCAUUUUCAGUCAUCUUAGUGGCAGCUAUCACUACCAAAUGAACGCUAAGGACUGUGAUGGAACAGCUCUUUGGAUACUGGCGCCGAUUGGCUCGCCCAUGCUGAAGGUGUUCAUGGGCCAGGCGGAACCUCAGGUACAGCUCACUGGCAACUUCAGUUACACGACCACUCCAGGUUGCUUCAAGAGCCACGUGCCCAUACAGAACUCGGUUCAUCCUUAUGUCCUUGAGCAAAUGUCAGCAUGGGUCAAGAACUGCAAUGAAAACCAUCCGGACUGCUCAACAUCGGUGCCGGCUCGCAACACAUCUCAGCUACCUACGCGCCUUUUGGACCUUGGUUCCAUGCCUAAAGCGGCUGAAUUCGAAGGUGCCGCAGGUGAUCCACGUACUCUAUUGGACAACACAUCACUCAGGCUUAUCGAGAAAGGCCCAGACAGUGAAGGCCAUUAUAUCGCAUUGAGUUAUUGCUGGGGAAAAGCUUUGGCAUUCACCACGACUACCAAGGAUCUCGACAAGUACAAAGAGGAUGGGGGAAUCAAGUACAACCAGCUCCCCGAAACCAUUCGAGACGCCGUCUUUCUCACCAGAUAUCUAGGCAUCCGAUACCUCUGGGCUGACUGUCUUUGUAUCAUACAAGAUGACGGAGCGGACUGGGAGAGAGAGGCUUCUCGGAUGGCUGAUGUGUACAGCAACGCGUAUCUGACCAUUGCUGCGACACGUGCCAGCCAUUGUGGCGAGGGCUUCUUGCACGCACGUAAACUCAGAGGAGAGACCAUUGUCUCUUUUGCAGAUGACAAGGGCUCUUUCGACCUUUACUUCCGUUACGACGAUUUGAUGUGGUCUCCUGGUUCCAUGGAAUCUAUUACUGACGAGUCAAUCACGAUGCGACGGGAAGAGCCACUCUUGAGCCGCGGCUGGGUACUCCAAGAACGCAUUCUUGCAACACGCACUUUGCAGUUCACAAGCUACAACAUGCGGUUAGAGUGUUCCAAGCAAGUCUUCACUGAGCCCCAAUUCGUCGACGAAUACGGCACCUCGAAAGAGACGUCUUUGGAAAGGAUAGCAAAGGGGCUUGAAAGUAUCAAAAACGCGGCACCAAUCACAGGCACUCAGGAGAUACAGGUCCCGGUAGUCAACGGGAGGUCCUACGGAUGGCGCGUAUGGGCCCGCAUGAUUGAAGAUUACACAUCGCGCAAUCUGAGUUUUGCGUCCGACAAAUUCCCCGCUCUAGGUGGCGUUAUUUCAGCCCUACAGGAGCUGACUGGCGAUACCUGCUUCGCGGGCAUUUGGAAGAGCUGGUUUCUACAAGGUCUACUUUGGCGUUUGCAGGAUCCCAACUGGGAUGAGUAUGUCUUUUUUCCGAAGGAACCGCAGAGGGCCGUCCCCUGGAGAGCUCCGACGUGGUCAUUCGCAUCUGUCGAAGGGGUCGUGUUAUAUCUACUCCUCGAGGAGAAUUUUGACCAAGGACUGUGCGCCGAACUGCUCAGCUGCGAAGUCACGCCUAAGGGUAAGAACCCCCUUGGAGAACUUACAGACGGAUUCGCCAAGAUCAGAGGUCCGAUAGCUGCUGUCUCUGGUGUAUUACCGGAUCUAUCGCUUAACGGCAGAGAGUGCAUGGUCAGCAUGACAAACGGUAGACUUGCUGAAGCCAGUGUCUACUUUGACAUCGACGUGUACGACUCCUGCCAAGUCCUCAUGAUCACUCCUCAUAUGGGUGUUGCUAUUAUACCGGUCAAAGUGGCCGAAGGAACAUACACAAGAGUUGGGGCGGUCUCGGUGUACAGAGUCUUUGACCCAGGUAGCGACACUCGAAGUCGCGGUAGGCGGGCACACGAGAACCGCGACAGAUCGAUUUCGGCGUCUCACUUCCCCAGUCCGGAGAACAUCACCCUGCUGUAA